AUGGAGACAGCAGCGAAGUCUGUGUCGAUGGGUGGCAUUGGGGAAGAGAUAGUUGGGGGGUCACAGGACGAUACAGAAGAGGAUGUGUCGGGUGCUCUGGUUGCUCUUGGACAUUAUGUUAGGAAGAUGGAAGACGAAAGAGGAGACUCAAAAAAGGUUUUUCCAGGAAAUUCAUUGCUAAUGGAGAAGGCCCUCAGGUAUCUUACGGAAAAGCAAUGCCUGUCCAUAAAAGGGGUACUAGACAAGUGUUCCUCUAGCCAUAUGGCCCAACCAUUGAAUCUUACGUCCCAGCCAGAGAUGCAUUAUUAUCUGGGGCUCUCAUAUGAAAAAGGCCUUUUCGGAAUGAGGAGAGACUAUAGAAAAGCAUUUGGGCAUUACUUAACAUCUGCACAGCUGGGAAGUCCUAUAGGAACCUUCAAAGUUGCGCAGUGUUAUGAAAAAGGCAUAGGAAAAAAGAGGAGCAUCAAGAAUGCAUUAUGCUUUUAUAGAUGUGCUGCAAAGCUUGGGCUUGUGGAUGCAAUGCAUACUUAUGGAGUAAUAAUCCUAUUUGGCAACAUAGAAAAUGAUUGCGAUCUUGAGACAGGGUAUUUCUACCUAAGAUUGGCUGCAAGAAAAGCAACAUAUACCUACCCAUAUGCCCUGUACGAUCUUGCAAGAUGUUAUGAAAGGGGCAAAGGGCCGGAUAUCGUAUCCCCAGACGAUUCCUAUGCAUUCAAACUCUACUUGAGGGGAGGUUCUUUGGAUUGUCCCAACUGCCAGUUCAGAAUUGGAAAAUGCUUUGAAAACGGGGAUAUGGGGCAGGAGAAGGACAUGGUAAAGGCCUUAGAGUGGUAUGCAAAGGCAGCAGAUCUCGGGCAGCCAGAUGCACAGCUAAGGCUCUCGGCCUUGUUUUUGAAUGGCUUCGAGGAUAUAGUCAAAAGGAAUCAUGGGUUAGCGUUUAAGCUCGGUCUCAAAGCGGCUACAAGAGAAAAUGUUUCUGCUGCAUAUUUGGUUUCAGAAUGUUACGAACAGGGGAUAGGAAUCAAGAGGAAUGCCUUGCUGGCUCUCUGGUGGGGUAGAAUAGCAGAAGAACUCAGAAUAGACCAAGGAAAUCUCCCGGCUGAAAGAAUAAGGAUAAUAGUUCCUGAAGAGGAAGAUACAAGUGUAGAGCACCUUGACUUUGAGGAUGGGGCGGUACCCGGGCUGAUAAAGGCCCAAUAA
Molecule: messenger RNA, 1200 nt
Organism: Encephalitozoon romaleae SJ-2008
Lineage: Eukaryota; Fungi; Microsporidia; Unikaryonidae
Exons: 1
Coding region: 1-1200 (399 amino acids)
Molecular function (GO): protein binding
Source: RefSeq, a predicted model, not a curated record